This is a messenger RNA of Hyla sarda, 2521 nucleotides long. It is a transcript of the gene SRD5A3, whose product is annotated as steroid 5 alpha-reductase 3. Gene Ontology annotation, cellular component: endoplasmic reticulum. Gene Ontology annotation, biological process: polyprenol catabolic process; dolichol-linked oligosaccharide biosynthetic process. The transcript is spliced from 5 exons. Bases 83 to 1027 code for a protein of 314 amino acids. Lineage: Eukaryota; Metazoa; Chordata; Amphibia; Anura; Hylidae. Gene Ontology annotation, molecular function: 3-oxo-5-alpha-steroid 4-dehydrogenase activity. The record is from RefSeq and is a predicted model, not a curated record.
AAUGACUUUUAGGCAGAUGGAAGGGGCGUGGGCGGAUAUGUUGAAAUCCCCGUAGGGCGGGAGAUCACUGGGCAGGGCGGCCAUGUUACACCCGGGGACUGGACUGAGCCUGGUGGCGGGGUUCUGGCUGCUCGUGGACGUGGCCUUCCUGUUGGCGCUGUUCAUACAUGUGCUUGGGGAUUGCAGCCGCCGCGGCUCCGGUCUGUGCGGUUUAUUCCAGGAUCUCAUCCGCUAUGGGAAGACUAAGCUGGGCGGGCGAGCUGCCUGGCUGCGCUGGUUCGAUCUCCCCAAGAGGUGGUUUUGGCAUUUCUAUUUUUUGUCUGUGAUCUGGAAUGGAGCAUUGCUGGGACUCCUUGUGCGCUCAUUGCUGCUAGGUGUCCAGCUACCACAAUGGAUUCAACUUUUACUUAACUUUUUCCACAAGGACCCUGAACAGAAGAUAUCCAAUGGAGAGCUCUCUACCCUUAUGGCCCUGUCCUUGCUGUGGAUACACAGUCUUAAACGCUUGUUUGAGUGUUUCUAUGUGAGUGUCUACUCCAGUGGAGUCAUCCAUCUUGCCCAUUAUUGUCUUGGAAUCGGCUUCUACUUUCUCCUUGGGAUAACUGUACUUGAUCACGCACAUCUGGAUUAUAAGGGGGUCGCUGUUACAGAACUCUUACUGCAGCUUCACUGGUACCACAUCUUUGGAUGUCUGCUUUUUAUUUGGGCGUCAUUGCAUCAGCACAGAUGUCAUGUGAUUCUCGCCAAUCUCAGGAAGGAUACAUCUGGUAAAAUUGUAACCAUGAACCAUGUGAUGCCAACUGGAGACUGGUUUGAGAGAGUAUCCUGCCCGCACUAUUUUGCCGAGCUGUUGAUUUACAUUUCUAUCGCAUUCCUCUUUGGACUAACACAUAUGACCUGGUGGCUAUUGGUUUUAUUCGUAUUAUUUAACCAGUCUUUGGCUGCUAUUUUAUGCCAUGAGUUUUAUCAUCAGAAAUUUGAUUCAUACCCUGCUCACAGAAAAGCAUUUAUACCAUUUGUGUUUUAGGGACCACUGGAUUAGGUUUAUAUAGGUACAUCUAAGGGGUUUUCUGGCCUUUACCAUCAGUGCCAAUAUAGGGAAAUAUCCAUUACCUCUUGAAGGGGUAUCCACAGGAUAGGGGAUAAGCAUCUGAUUGUGGGGGGUCCGAUUGCUGUAAUGCUCAGCAAUCUCCAGAACAUGACUUCAGCACUCAGAGCACGUGCUGUAAACGGCGCACACCCUAUUAAUUUUCUAUUGGUGUGCCAUAAAUGCUGUGGGAGUGCUGUGUUCAGGCAACUCCGGCACUCCAAUACAAAAUAAUGCAGAACAGUCAUCUACAGCACACGCUCUCUCUGAAAUCCGGGGUGCCGUUCUGGAGACCGGGGGGGGGGGGUUCCAGCAGUUGGAGUCGGACCACCCACGAUCAGAUACUUAGUGAUAUAUUUUGGCACAGAAUUUAUUUUUAUUUUUUUCACUUCUUCUAUCAACAUACCUGUAUGAAGGUUUUUUUUUUUUUUUUGCAGAAGGACCUGUAUAUUUUUUUAUGGCAUCAUUCUGGGGUACAAAAAAAUAUGUAAAAAAAUGUUAUGACGUUUGUUAGCGAGCAUGAGAACACAAACAGCAAUUCUGCAAUUUUUGAGGCUAUAUUCCUUUAUUUUUGGGGGUUUUAUUUGUAUUUUGUGGACCAUGUGGUGUGCAUAACAUAUUAAUUCCGCCUGCCAGUAUAAAUAGGAUGGUACCAAUAAAAUGUCAUUUUUUCAGGACAAGUCUUCAACGUGUAUGUAUGACAUAUGAUGGAUGCCAUUUAGUCCAAUAGUAAAAGGACGUAUACAUCACGGUAUACAUUUUUGGACUGUAUCCAGUUCAAUGGACCAGCAGGGAGGUUUGCAUUCUGCACCACAUAUAUCCCAAUUUUGUCAUUUUGGCCUCUGUCGAGUAUAUGGAGGUCUAUGGAUCAAUUUAUCAUAUGUGUCAAAACUUGAGAUCACAUCAGGUUUUACUUCGGAGACCCGCUGUGAUCACGAGUUACCGCCAGGACUUCGGAGACCCGCUGUGAUCACGAGUUACAGCCAGGACAAGUGCGCUCCACUCCCUGCCCAGCCAGCAGAUCCCAUGUUUUCUUUUUACAGCAGAGACUUAUGCAGAUAAAAGUUCAGAUUUAAUUGACAGCCAGGGAACGAGAUGUCACCAGCUUAUAACUCACAAUCUCAGCAGGUCUCAGGAGUGAGACCCGGAGUGAUCUCAAUUUUUGACAUGUCCGUGCAACAUGCCAAGUUGUUAUAAAUGACAGUAACCCUCUAAGUGCAGCCUGCUGUGCACUGCUUAACUCCUUGUGAAACUAACCUUAGUCAAUUGUUUUUGUAUUCUUAUUCUGAGAGCAAUCGGUUUAUUAUUCACUAUUAAUAGAGCUGCUUGUGUUUUUAAUUUUUUCAAAUUUUUUUUUUUGGGACGAGUUUACAUUCUCAUUGUUACUAUUUUAGGGUAGAUAUCAUAACUAUUCGAUUACUUCUUAUUCCCUUU